GCGAACGCAAAGAAAGUAGAAUAAUGGAAGAAACGCUUUUAUGCCUCCUUUUUUUGGAAGAAGAGGAAAAGAACAAAAAGAGGGACAGGCAAUGGUGUGUGCGACCAUUGAAUCGGAAAAGGCCAGCAGAUGGAGAGUUUAGCACUUUGGUCCAAGAGAUGCGGAGUAUUGACCCCGAGAAGCAUUAUCAAUAUUUCCGAAUGUCUGCUUUAAAGUUUGACGAUUUGUUACGUCGCAUCGCUCCCUACAUUCAGCACAAGCAGACACAUUGUGCUCCAGUUGGUGCGGCAGAAAGGUUAGCCGUAACCUUGCGAUUCUUGUCAACAGGAGCUUCGCUUAGUAGCAUAGCCGCAAGCUACAGGUUGGGCAGCCGGACUGUUUCCAAAUUGAUCCCUGAGGUGUGCCAAGCAAUUUGGAAUUGUCUGCAGCCCGAGUAUGUUGCUGUACCAUCGCAAGCGCAAUGGUUUGACAUCGCACAGGACUUCUGGCGAAUUUGGAACUUUCCUCUGUGCGUUGGUGCCAUAGAUGGAAAGCACAUUCAAAUCAGGGCCCCUCCAAAUGCUGGUAGUGACUUUUUUAAUUACAAGGGGACUCAUUCCAUUGUAUUGAUGGCGGCAUGUGAUGCACAUUACCGCUUCACAAUGGUGGAUAUUGGUGCUUACGGUCGUGAAAGUGAUGGAGGCAUCUUUAAAGAGAGCGAGUUUGGCUCCAAAAUCCUUGAUGGAACCCUGGGUCUGCCAAUGCCAGCUAUCCUGCCGGGCACCAACAUUGUGAGCCCCUAUACUUUUGUCGGAGAUGCGGCUUUCCCACUACACACAAACCUGAUGCGACCAUAUCCUGGAAAAAACCUCACUCUGGAACAACAGGUAUACAACUACCGACAUUCCCGUUCCAGAAGAAUCAUUGAGAAUGCUUUUGGUAUUUUGGCAUCACGGUGGAGGAUCUUUGGUCGGCCCAUUGACUGCAGCACAACAAACACUGUGCACAUUGUAAAGGCUUGCGUGGCGUUGCACAAUUUUUUGGCCCACACAGACAAAGACAAUCCAUGCAACAACCGAUACAUUCUUGUUAACUAUACAGACAGUACAAAUGCAACAGGGGAUACUGUUUUGGGAGACUGGAGACGCGUUGUCGAUGGUGACAAUAACCUUCUUGACCCACAGCAACUCUCUGCAGGACGAGCUACACGAGCGGCCAUUCUGACCAGAAACAAUCUGGCCAUGUUUUUUCAAUCGACACAAGGCAGUCUACCAUGGCAAGGACGAGUGGUAGCAAGAGGACUGCUAAACCCUCAGUGACAUUAAAAACUUUGUGACGUUGAUAAUGAAGAGAUCACAUUUCCAAUUUUCAUUUUGUACAUAUAAUUUUUUGUUCUAUGCAAAGAAAUGUUUCGCUACUCAA
This is a messenger RNA of Paramisgurnus dabryanus, 1401 nucleotides long. Lineage: Eukaryota; Metazoa; Chordata; Actinopteri; Cypriniformes; Cobitidae. The record is from RefSeq and is a predicted model, not a curated record.